AGAGUUAUGAAAAUGGAGUUAAUUUUUUUUUUGACGUAAAAAAUAUAAUUGUUAUUAUAAGAAUAUAUUUUCAUAGUUUCAGUUAGAAAUUACUGUAAUUCCCAUUUACGACCAUGCUCAUAAGUAAAAAAAAUAGUCACUGAAAAUCAGUGGCACUGUAUACUCGAGAUAAAGUUAGCGUAAUAAACAUAAAGAAAUAAAAAACUUUCUUAAAUAACUGCUGAUUAGAAAACCUAAUUAAAGUGUUGUUGAUUUUGUUAUUUCACAUUCUGCACAGGCGAUUUAAAUAUCGAGUUCAAGAAAUGCAUUCAGUAAUCAAAUUUGUUUAAACAGAAAAGUCACGGAUACUGAUGAUUUUUCAAUCAAUAUGAAAUUUAUAACGUUAAUUUUUCGUAAUUUAUUGUUCUACAGUAUAAUAUUAGAUAGAAAUUCAGUAAUGUCUGAACGUUUGUCUGCGAGUAGCCGUGACGUAAUAUCAAUCAUAAUACCAGAAGAUCCAGACGAUAAUUUAAAUAUUGACCAACUGACAUUGGACUUUAGACGUCAACUUGGACGACUUAUACAACGAAGUCGCUUUAAUAAACUAGAAAACAACCGUUUUCGCUAUGCGCCAAAUGAUACAAAAACGUUGUUAAAAGAAAAGAAAACAUUAAAAGACCAUCGUCGAAAAUUAAACAUCAACAGAUACUUAAUUUCAAAAUUUGAUCGAAGAACUGAUAGUCGUUAUAAUAGACAAGGUAAAAAGCAACCAUUUUAUCGUAGUAAUUUAUUGAAACGUUUAUCGUCAAAAAGACGAGGUAACGUUUUGCAGAAUAAACAAAAGAUGCGAGAAAAUAAAUGGAGGCAUAUAAAUAACUUCAGUCAAAGUAAUUUGGUCAAUAAUAAUAUCAAUAAAAAUAACCGAAGCUCAUUAGAUGUUAUUAAUGUGGAAAAUAAUUCAGUAAAUAAAAGAAAUUCUUUUACGUUUAAUUACCGCAAACGAAAGUUACAAAGUAACAAAGUAUUGUCGAAUAACAAAGUCAACAAUUAUAUGAUUUUGAAUCCUGAGGAUGUAGAAUUUAGUACCUUGCAAAAAAGUAAUUCCAUUCCUGAUUGUUUAAGAAAAAUCGAUGAAAACGGUAAGGAAUACUUAUUAUGUUUUAAUGGGUCCGCGAUUAAUUUAUCUGAAACAAUAAUGAGAACUAUCAACAAUAAAGAUUAUAUUUAUGAUAGAAAGAAUAAUGUUAACACUAAUAAUCCGUCAUUGAAUAAUGAUAAAUCUCAAAAAAAAGUUUAUCCGAUAAAUAUACAGGUAAAUGAUUAUAAAGAAAUUGAAAAAAUUCUACAAAAUCCAGAGACCGUUUUGAAGCGUAUAAAUCCGUUAGAUAUAGAAAAAAAUAAUAAUAUUAAUAUUAAUGAAAUUAAUAAUAAAAAAAGUAGAGGUACUCAAAUAGAUGAUAAUGCCGAAAAUAAUGAUAUAAUCAAGUUGAAGACAUCAAAUAGUCAACAAUUAAAAACAGACGAUUAUUCAAACGAUCCAGUGAGUGAUUUCCUAUCGGAUAAUGCAAGACAUUAUGAUUCAAUUAAUAAUCAAGAGAUUUAUCUACGGAAUGCUUCACAAUUAUACUUUGAUAAUGAAAAUUUUCCGCUAAGAAUUUCAAGAUCUGUUAGUAAUAAUCAAUUUUCAAAAACACCAACGAUUCACGCACGAUAACGCAGUGACAAAUUAAUUAAACAUAAAUUACCUGUAAAAAAAAUUUUGGACUGUUG
Molecule: messenger RNA, 1749 nt
Organism: Cotesia glomerata
Lineage: Eukaryota; Metazoa; Arthropoda; Insecta; Hymenoptera; Braconidae
Product: beclin-1-like protein A
Exons: 2
Coding region: 368-1693 (441 amino acids)
Source: RefSeq, a predicted model, not a curated record